Apodemus sylvaticus (European woodmouse) is the source of this 4470-nucleotide messenger RNA. It is a transcript of the gene Ust, whose product is annotated as uronyl 2-sulfotransferase. Lineage: Eukaryota; Metazoa; Chordata; Mammalia; Rodentia; Muridae. The record is from RefSeq and is a predicted model, not a curated record. Gene Ontology annotation, molecular function: sulfotransferase activity. Bases 522 to 1748 code for a protein of 408 amino acids. The transcript has 8 exons. Gene Ontology annotation, cellular component: membrane.
AAAGGGAGGGGAGGAGAGAAGCGGAGAGGAGGGGAGGAAAGCCCCUGUCAAGGAGGUGGAGCGAGAGGGUGGUGUCCGCCUCCCGAUCCUCCCUGCCUUGAGCUAGCCGAGCCUGAGCCAGGACCAAACACGCCGCCCGCGACCCACACAAAGCCCGGGGGGUCCACGCUGGCGCUGGAGGCGAGCCGGGAGCGAGCCCGGGGCGCGGCGGGACUUGGGGCGCGGGGCUGCUACGGGACGCGGGGCUGCUAGCAGGACGCGCGACCGGGCGUGGGUUGCGAUCGCCACCCCUACGGCGGGGCCCGGGACAUUUUGGGCCCUUUGGAGCCGCAGCGAGCGGUGGGGGACCAAGAUGAGCAGAGUACCCUGAGCCCGGCAACUUCGGCCCCUCCCCGCCCCCACCGGGCUGCCUUCCGCGCGUCCCUCUCCAUGUGCAGACGGUCGGCUAGGCGCUCCGGCUGGCGGCGGAUGGGUGACCUCUUCCUGGCCCGGGCGGGCUGUUCGAGGCGGCGGAGCCGGCGAUGAAGAAGAAGCAGCAGCAGCAGCAUCCCGGCGGCGGCGCGGAUCCCUGGCCUCAUGGGGCCCCUGUGGGGGGCGCCCCUCCUUGCCUGGGCAGCUGCAAGCGCCGGAUCCCGCUACUGCCUUUCCUGCGCUUCUCCCUCCGGGACUACGGUUUCUGCAUGGCUACCCUGCUGGUCUUCUGCCUGGGCUCCCUCUUCUACCAGCUCAGCGGGGGACCCCCUCGCUUCCUGCUGGACCUGCGGCAGUAUUUGGGAAAUUCUACUUACUUGGAUGACCAUGGACCACCUCCUAGUAAGGUCCUUCCCUUCCCCAGCCAGGUGGUGUACAACAGAGUCGGCAAGUGCGGCAGUCGCACCGUGGUCCUGCUUCUGAGAAUCUUGUCAGAGAAGCACGGCUUCAAUUUGGUCACGUCAGACAUUCACAACAAAACCAGGCUUACUAAAAAUGAACAAAUGGAACUGAUUAAGAAUAUAAGUACCGCUGAACAGCCCUAUUUAUUCACAAGACAUGUCCACUUCCUCAACUUCUCCAGGUUUGGAGGAGACCAGCCCGUCUACAUCAACAUCAUCCGAGACCCUGUCAGUAGAUUUCUCUCUAACUAUUUUUUCCGUCGCUUUGGAGAUUGGAGAGGAGAACAGAAUCACGUGAUCCGCACCCCCAGCAUGAGGCAGGAGGAACGCUACCUGGACAUCAAUGAGUGCAUUCUGGAAAACUACCCCGAGUGUUCCAACCCCAGGUUAUUUUACAUCAUUCCGUACUUCUGUGGACAGCACCCCAGAUGUCGGGAGCCCGGCGAGUGGGCGCUGGAGCGGGCCAAACUGAACGUGAACGAAAACUUCCUGCUCGUGGGGAUUCUGGAGGAGCUGGAAGACGUGCUGCUUUUACUGGAAAGAUUUUUACCUCAUUACUUCAAGGGUGUUCUCAGCAUCUACAAGGACCCAGAGCACAGGAAACUUGGCAACAUGACUGUGACCGUGAAGAAGACUGUGCCCUCCCCGGAAGCGGUGCAGAUUCUCUACCAGCGCAUGAGAUACGAAUACGAGUUCUACCACUACGUCAAAGAACAGUUCCACCUGCUCAAGCGCAAGCUCGGACUGAAGUCUCGCGCCAGCAGACCUCCCCCGAGACCACAGUUCUUUAUCCCCACCCCUCUGGAGACCGAGGAGCCAAUCGACGACGAGGAGCAAGACGACGAGAAAUGGCUAGAAGAUAUUUAUAAGAGGUGAUGCCUGCCGGCACCAGAUCGCUUCUGUGGCUUCAUUCCCCCCUUUUACAAAGUGCUUUCGGGGAAGAAAAAAAUCUGACGGGGGACUUUCAUUAAUGCUUGGGUGCAUUAAAAAGAACAAAACAUUCCCACAUGUUGGGGUCGUUGGGAGAUGCCCGGUUUUGCGGGUUUUAUUUGUUUAAUUUUAUUCUGUGUGUGUAUGUGUGUUUUCUUCCCUCCUUGAGGCUUUCCCAGGUACACUAGAUGGCUCUACCACAAGGUACCGCUUCAGAAAAUAGCCUUCCCUGAUCCCCUGCCUGCCCCUUUGAGUGAAAGAAGAGAGAAAUACACCCUCCAUCCUAGUCAUUUUAUCAUUUGUGAAAUGGAUCCAUAGAUAUUACAUCCAUGGUAAAGGCAUCCAGACUUGCAUCUUGUAGAAGAAAACCAUUUCAGAGAUGAAGGGAUCUAAAAAGCAGCUAGGAGUGGAAGUAGGCAAGAGGGAGGAUCCACUGAUUACAGGGUUUCAGCCCCUUCCCCCUCACCCACCUCACCCUGUGGGUGGGAUGCUGCCUCUUCCUAUCUCACAGGGACACUGUCCCCAAGAACACCGUACUUAUCUCUGAGAGAACAAGUCAGUGUCUAGCACCCACCUUCCCAACAAAUCAGAGCUUAGGAAGCCUGUUGAGAUCAAAGUGUGUACACAGUUAGUAAGCUCCCUUGAGAACUGCCAUUCUCAAGGAUUAUUCUGCUUGGAAGGCGUGCCAGGAAAGGCGUCAGCUUGUUAUGUCAAGUGUUGGCAGGGCAGAUCAAAUAUAAGGGCCUCAUUGUUGCAUUUGCAAGUGCCAGAAACUGAUUGACCUUUGACCUUGAUAUGUAUGGCAGGAAUCCUUAACUUGAUUGCAGACUGUGUACAAUCCCGAAAGCACACUCAAAGCCAAACUGGGCUCUUCUGAACUUGGUAUCUUUCAUUCCUUCUAGACCUGCAGGAGCUGUUGUGUUUAGUAACUAAGGGUACCCUAGCAACAGUAGAUCCAUUUUCUUAUAGAACCUGUUUGCCCCCAUAACCCUCCCCAGGGACACCAAUGCCAGAGGCCUCAGUGCCACAAACGGUGUCUGGGCAGGACACUGCUGGGCCCGCUUUUGAGUAGGCUGGUGCCCCAACAUGAUCUGAGUAAACACUGGGCAAAUAUUUUGCACCAAAAUUGUCCUUGCACUUAUUUACUCCUGACAACUCUCCUCUACCCAUGAUGCUCUGCUCCGUUAAUUACUGAAUUGUGUCUGGUUUUUUUUUUGUUUUUUUUUAAGUCCUGAAAAUUUUUAAAUUUCAUAUUCUCGCCGGUUGAUAUAAUGCAACUAGAGAAGCCAGGCUGCAGUGGUGGCAGCAGGAAGGACACUGGUGACAACUUGUGGCUGCCUCAGGUUUACCCCAGAGCCUGCCGUUGAAGAACACUAGCCAAAUAAGUUAGUAGUGCAUAAGGUAGACACGACCCUGGGUGACACACCAGGCAUUCAUUUUGUACUUUGUAGAAACCAUCAAGUCUCUCUAGAAUUUUUUUUUUUUUGCUUCCUUCACUAGAACUGGACACUGGCCAAGGUCUAAAGCCAGUCAUUUGAAAACCUGUCCAGUGUGUGCUGAAGCUGCUUCAGUGUGAAAUGCAUUAAGAUGGGUCACCACUCAAAGGCAUCCAGGGAAGGCGGGACCACAGAGGUAGAAGUCUAGCCCUGGCCACUCAUGGGCCUCCUUCUGCCUCAGGGAACUGGGACAGGAAGUGAAUAAGGGAGCUGUUCACAGAGAGGGAAAGUAUCCUUUGUCCUGUUCAGACAGGCUGGGCCUACCAAUUAACCAGACUUUGAAGAGCGACAUAGAAAACCCCUGUGACUAUUUUCCAGACAAGCACGAGGACUGCAGUGUAGUGCUUUGUAAGUCAUCUCCGUGGCAUUGCCUACACAGUGAUGGUUAGCUUACCGAGAUCCUGCAUUCGAAGAUAAAGCUGCAUUAGCUAGGCUCUCCCAGCUACGUCGUGCAGACGUCCAUUGGGGCAGCUGGUCACUCAUAAAGGUCCCCUGCUUUCUGGAAGCUUGCACAGCGCUUGCUGUGCCUUUGAAGGCAUUUAUUCCCACCCACGGCCACUGCCACGCCACAGGAGAGGGGUUUGGCUGACUAGUGGCAGGACCCUCCUGGUAUCUUGUCCUAGCUACACAGCCCCUGCACCCUGAAAGCCAAGGCACUUCAUCACCUGGCCUGGGCCCUGGCCCGACAUAGUUUGUACUUCAUGAAAUAUAUAUUGUACAUUUUACAUAGUUUAAUUUAAAAAGAAAAUACAUUUUAAGCUAGUUGGUCCUUGCCUUAUUUAUUAUAACCUUUCAGCACAUUCCAAGGUUUUAGUUACUCAGGAAGGAGUUAAUUAAAAUGAUUUUAUUUUGGUCGGAUGGGUUUUUUUUUUUUUUUUUUUUUUUAAGGAAAAAUUGUCCUUAUGAAUACUCGGUUGGCUCCAUUGAAUGCUGUAAAGUGCUUAUAAGUCUUUUUAAAGUAUUAAAAAAAUGUAUUUGACAUUGAUGGGAGUUCAAAAAUAUAGAUGGAACUAAAGCAUUAGCUUAGCUAUAAUAAAAACGAUCUGUGUUUGAGGUAAAGUGUUCCUUAAUUUAUUCAUUACCCAUAGAAAUAAAUGAAUAUAAAUAAGUCGACCCCUUUUUUUUUCUGUUAUUUUGGUAGCUGGAAAUUAAAGACUUCCCUUUUUCUUCAA